Telopea speciosissima is the source of this 1420-nucleotide messenger RNA. RefSeq names its product beta-1,6-galactosyltransferase GALT31A. The record is from RefSeq and is a predicted model, not a curated record. The transcript is spliced from 11 exons. Gene Ontology annotation, molecular function: hexosyltransferase activity. Gene Ontology annotation, cellular component: Golgi membrane. NCBI's taxonomy places the organism in Eukaryota, Viridiplantae, Streptophyta, Magnoliopsida, Proteales, Proteaceae. Bases 105 to 1325 code for a protein of 406 amino acids.
AGAGAUUAGAACAGAGAAGAAGAAGAAGAGCAAGCGACUACUGAUAUUCAGAAAAAAGAAGCAGAAGCAGCAUCAGCUGCAUUGCGAAGACCCGGAGCUUUCAAAUGGGUCUGAUGCCCACGACCAGACACCAUAAAAGCGGAGGUGGUGGAGUCUCUACCAGAUGGGUUUCUCUGUUAUGCAUUUCGAGUUUCAUCUUGGGAGUGUUGGUCGUAGACAGGUUAUGGGGUACUCCUGAUACAAUUAAACCAGAUAACGAAGGUUCAUCUGUGGAAAAGCGUCAAGAGCAUGACCCUGGACUGGUAGUUAAUUGUGAAAAAAAGGACUCUUCUCUUCAUGCAGGAGACAUCCUCGCUCAAGUUUCCCAGACACAUGAUGUAAUCAUGAAUUUAGAUAAGACGAUCUCCUCCCUGGAGAUGCAGCUAGCUGCAGCUAGAGCUGCCAAAACAGGCGAUGAGGAAGGAUCUCCAAUGGUUAUAAAACCAGGAGUUGAGCAACUGGAGCGCCAAAAGGUGUUUUACGUUAUGGGAAUCAUUACUGCAUUCAGCAGCAGAAAGCGCCGUGAUUCAAUCAGAGAAACUUGGAUGCCCCAAGGAGAUGAACUAAGAAGGUUGGAGAAAGAGAAGGGAAUUGUUAUCCGGUUUGUUAUUGGCCACAGUGCAACCCCGGGUGGGGUUUUGGAUCGUGCUAUUGAUGCAGAAGAUGAGCAACAUCAGGAUUUUUUGAGACUGAACCACGUGGAGGGGUACCAUGAAUUGUCUUCAAAAACUCAAAUAUACUUUUCAACAGCCGUUGCGAAAUGGGAUGCUGAUUUUUACAUUAAGGUUGAUGAUGAUGUGCACGUCAAUCCUGGUAUGAUUGCUUCAACUUUGGCACAUCAUAGGUCGAAACCACGUGUUUACAUUGGUUGUAUGAAGUCUGGCCCUGUUCUGGCGCAAAAGGGGGUCAAGUACCAUGAACCAGAAUACUGGAAAUUUGGUGAGGAGGGAAAUAAAUAUUUUAGACACGCAACAGGACAAUUGUAUGCAAUCUCCAAAGAUUUGGCCACCUAUAUUUCAGUUAAUCGGCACGCUCUUCACAAGUAUGCAAAUGAAGAUGUUUCUCUGGGUUCUUGGUUCAUUGGUCUAGAUGUUGAGCAUGUUGAUGAUCGGAGUCUAUGCUGUGGAACUCCCCCAGAUUGUGAGUGGAAGGCACAAGCAGGCAACCCUUGUGCUGCAUCAUUUGAUUGGAGCUGCAGUGGCAUUUGCAAAUCUGUGGAAAGGAUGGAGGAGGUACAUCAACGCUGCGGUGAAGGUGAUGGAGCAAUCUGGCAUGCAAACUUCUGAAAGUUGAUCACUCCAUUUGCAUCCCUUGUAAAAUACUUGUAGAUGUAUUUGUGACCAAAGUCUGCUUUCAAAUGUGCCAUCUACCCGAUUUUGCA